CCCGAUCCUCCUUCCCCGGAGCCUUCCGUGCCCACACCAUCUCCUUCGAUCACUGUCACCUCGCCUAGGCAGUUCGCCCACUUCAUCCGACAGGACGACGUCACCUUCUUUAUGGUGGACGUGACGGAUCUCUUACACUAUGAUCCACCCUGUCCCGACGCCGAGCUCAUCUCUCUGGAGCCAGAUCCUCCUUCUAUCUCCAUGGCUCCUAUCUCUACUUCCGUCCCUCCGUCGUCCGUCGAGUCCACUCCGCCGUCGCGUGCUGACGCUGACGCUGAGGAGCUCGCACGUUAUACGGAUGACCUGGAGCCCGCAGUUCGUGACCUCAUCYGAGAGUACCACGACGUUUUCCCAUCGUCGUUCUCGUACGUCGGCAUCCCACCGAUGCUUGACGUCGAGCACUCCAUUCAGCUUGUGCCUGACUAUCGUGUUCACCACCAGGCACCCUACAGGCUCUCGAUCCCCGAGGCCACCGAACUCAAGCGUCAGCUUGAGGAGCUCCUGAGACUGGGUUUCAUUAAACCUAGCAACUCCCCGUGGGGUGCACCUGUCCUCUUUGCUCGCAAAGCGGAUGAAACACUUCGUCUCUGCAUCGACUACCGCGGUCUCAGCCGCUACACGGUUAAGAACAACUACCCCAUGCCUCGUUCCGAUGAGUUGUUCGACCCCCUAGCAAGCAACCGCUUCUUUACGAAGAUCGAUCUUCGUAGCGGUUACCAUCAGAUCCGCGUCGCUGCAGCCGACGAGCCGAAGACCGCGUUCCGAUCGCGAUUCGGCCACUACGAGUUCACGGUGAUGCCAUUCGGCCUCACCAACGCACCCGCUACCUUCCAGAGGGCGAUGAACUACAUCUUCAGGGACAUCUUGGAGCAGUACAUUCUCGUCUACCUCGACGAUAUCCUGGUCUAUAGUCGUACCCUUGAGGAGCACCUCAGACACCUCCGCGACGUCCUUGACCGCUUGCGCAGACAUGGCUUCUACGCCAAGCUGAGCAAGUGCCGCUUUGCCCAACACAAAGUGGAUUUCUUAGGACACUACGUGUCUGACCAAGGUCUCCACAUGGACGACGCGAAGAUCACUGCUAUUGCGGAGUUGCCCGCCCCUACAUCCGUCAAGCAGCUUCGCAGCUUCCUAGGCCUGACCAGCUACUAUAAGUGUCCCACCUGUCAGGAGGUGAACAGUGCGAACCACCUACCUUAUGGUUUGUUCCAGCCUCUUCAUAUCCCUGAGGGUCGUUGGCAGUCCAUCUCGAUGGACUUUAUCGGCCCUCUUCGACCUCCGACCCCCCGCGGUCAUGAUGCUAUCCUGGUCGUCGUCGACCGCUUCACGAAGCGUGCACGCUUUGUUCCGUGCCGCUAUGCCAUCAAUGUACGUGAGGUCGCCGACAUUGUGUUUGACCGAGUCGUGCGCGACCACGGCUUACCUCUGAGCAUCAUAUCUGACCGUGACCCGCGCUUUACCAGCCGAUUCUGGCGACGGCUCCACGAGGUAUACGGCACUCCGCUCCGCUUCUCCUCGUCUUACCAUCCUCAGACUGAUGGUCAGACCGAGAUCACGAACAGGACUCUCGGAGAUAUUCUCCGAAAGAUUGUUCGUGACGACCAGCAGUGGGACCUCCAUCUUGCCCACGUGGAGAUAGCCUACAACCACGUCGUCUCGCCAACCACGAGGAUGUCGCCUUACUAUUGCGACCUCGUCUAUCACCCUUGUGUUCCCGCGGACUUCCUUCGACCGUCACAGAUACACCCCGACACGAGCUGUCCCGCGCUGGAUGAUUUGGUUGCACACAUGACAUCGAUCAUGAAGACCGCACAUGAGCACAUAGCCGCUUCCCAGACUCGCAUGGCAGCACGUGCGAACCGAUCGAGAAUGGAUCAUCCAUUCAAAUUCGGUGAUGAUGUGCUUAUCGACGCCCGCCACUUACAACUCGAAGCGGAUACGCUUCGCAAGUUUCGGCGUCGCUUCUUUGGUCCACGCCGCAUCCUCCAGGCCGUCAGUUCUAAUACGGCUUCUAGCCCGAUCAGCUUCCGUGUGAAGCUGCCCGACUACCUACGCCAGGCUUGUGUGCACGAUGUCUACCACGUCUCGUUACUGCGUCCUUACCGCAGACCGUCUGAGCGUUUCGCCGGACAACCAUACGAGCGCCCUCCACCCAUCAUGGUGGACGGUCACGAGGAGUUCCUCGUUUCAGACAUCAUUGGUCGCCGAGUCACCGACGACAACCCUCCCCACGUCGAGUAUCUUGUACGUUAGAAGGGUUACCCUGAUGAGGAGGCUACCUGGGAGCCCCUCGAGCACUUGCAGCACGCUC
Molecule: messenger RNA, 2311 nt
Organism: Chara braunii
Lineage: Eukaryota; Viridiplantae; Streptophyta; Charophyceae; Charales; Characeae
Source: the annotation of a GenBank genome assembly